Messenger RNA from Halichondria panicea, 1281 nucleotides. Its product is annotated as cyclic AMP receptor-like protein A. Gene Ontology annotation, biological process: adenylate cyclase-activating G protein-coupled receptor signaling pathway. NCBI's taxonomy places the organism in Eukaryota, Metazoa, Porifera, Demospongiae, Suberitida, Halichondriidae. Gene Ontology annotation, molecular function: G protein-coupled receptor activity. Bases 99 to 1121 code for a protein of 340 amino acids. Gene Ontology annotation, cellular component: plasma membrane. The transcript has 12 exons. The record is from RefSeq and is a predicted model, not a curated record.
UAUUACUUUAUUAAUAAGAUGAUCUUAACCAAAACUACAAGUAAACAAACAAGAGACAACACAAGUAUUUAAAUAGCCGUGUAGAGCAUCGCAUCAUCAUGGCUUUUAAAUGCCCUUUGUUUAACUAUACUCACGGGGAGAACUAUCAGAACAUUGUCAUCAACAUUCGUGUGUCAGUGGCUUGCUUCUCUUUGUUAGGAAGUCUGUUCGUGAUUGGAUUGAUAUGGCUGUUCAAAAAGUACAAGUUCUACAUUCAGAGACUGAUAUUGUACCUCAGUGUCUCCGCCUUCCUAUCUUCUACUGCCUUCAUAAUGGGAAGGUUUGACUACGAUCUGUUUGACAACGAUUUGAAUCCCGAGGCUGCUCAGAGACUCUGUGUGUUCCAGGGGUUCUGGCUGCUCUACACUGACUGGACUGUCCUCCUCUCCAUCUUCUGUAUCACCUUUAACCUCCUCUGGACUGUGUUUACUGAGCUCAAGCUGCCCUGGUUUGAAGCGGUUUAUUUUUGUGUCAUCUUUGCAUUGCCUGGUGUCAUUAGCUGCAUUCCAUUCUAUGGUGACUCCUUUGGCCCCUCGGGAGCUUGGUGUUGGAUAAGGAGCAAGAACGAUAACUGUACAGAGAAUGUGCUUGGAACAGCAUUUCAGUUCGGAGUGUGGUACAUUCCUCAGUAUGUCUUCAUUAUUCUCAUGUUCAUCAUGUACACUGCCGUCAUUAUUAAACUAUUGGUGAAGACUCGCCCCCGUACGUGGCAGGGGACAUAUGACCCGACAGUACGGAGGGAGAAGGAGGGACCGAAAGAAGAUAGCAAGUCUCUUUUCUGGUACCCCACUGUCUACUUUGCCGUCAGUCUACUUCCUCUUAUUAACAGGAUUGUAGCCAAUGUUGGCCAGGACCCCAUCUUCUCACUGUACGUUCUCCAUGUUAUUUCAUCCCCACUGCAAGGAGCACUCACUGCCCUGGCUUAUGCUCUGGACAAACAGACACUGAGAAGGCUACGCUGGAGUAAUAUCAAGGCCAGCUUCAGGUAUCGCAAUAUGGAUGCAGUUGUGAAAGAGUAUCCAGUGGGACCACAAAACGACGAGGGUGAACCUUUCCUUAAAGGCAGACCCAAACAGACUUAAACACUGCAAGCUUCUUAUUUAUUGUGUGUGUCCCCUUUCAAUGUGUUUCAUUUCUCAGAAUGUUUUUAUCGCAGAUCCACAGAUUGUGUAUAUUAUCAUAAUACCAUGUGACAUUAUAACUGUUUAUUGCUACUAUAAAUUAUACACAGUCAGCAACUAA